This is a messenger RNA of Chenopodium quinoa (quinoa), 2656 nucleotides long. RefSeq lists its product as uncharacterized. The coding region runs from base 1248 to 2240 and encodes 330 amino acids. The record is from RefSeq and is a predicted model, not a curated record. NCBI's taxonomy places the organism in Eukaryota, Viridiplantae, Streptophyta, Magnoliopsida, Caryophyllales, Amaranthaceae. The transcript is spliced from 11 exons.
GCAUUUUUGUCGGAUUCACGCACUCUUUAGCUUUAUAAAUUGUAAAUGGCCUAGCUUGUUAGCUAACUAAUUCCCAUUUUUAUUUUUAUUUUUAGUAUAAUUGUUAUUGGCUUAGCAUAGUAAAAUGCAAGGCUCAAAAGGUAAAGCAGAAAAAUGUAACAAUAAUAACUCUACUAUGCCAAAAUCACAUAGUUUUAAGAUAUGUUUUUGCAUAUAUUGUGGUAGAAGGUUUCUGAACUCACAAGCCUUAGGCGGCCAUCAAAAUGCUCAUAAAAGGGAGAGACGAGACGCCAAGCAUCGGAAACAAGAGAUGAUGACGACGGCGACGACGAUGAUGAUGAUGAUGGGGAGGAGGAGUUUCGAAAUGCCGCCAUACCUUUUAGUCCAGCCCCAUGGUCUUGCGCAGCACCAGAUGAUUAAUGGUUAUAGUUUGCCUAUGAGUGAGUAUUGGCCGGGAGUAUAUCGCCUGGAUGAUGGUGCACUGAAUUUUUAUGUACCUGCAGCAGAGUCUAGUAACGAUCAAGUUGUUCAAGCUGAUGAUGUUCAAUUGUUGCCUGAUCUCAACCUGGAACCCCCUCUUUAGUUAUUAAUGACGUCACUCUUUUUUAGUUUUGUUAACGAGUAUCAAUUGCUGCUGUUUUAUGAUUUUACAUUUUGAUUCGUAAAUUUCAUGUAUCAGUUCCAAUUGUAUUCAGUUAUUUGUGAUAAAUAAUUUUUACUAAAUUUUGACUUUUUUUUUUUAAAAGAAAUUAUAGAGUCAUGUUAUUGACAUAUGGAGUUUCCGUACAAGUGUAUGAUGUAUGAAAUAUAUCAGAAGCUCACUUUGUGGCCGAUUAUCUCAAAACUUAUUUUUUUUCCUUUUUUUUUUUUUAAUUGUAACGUGUGAGAUUUUAACAAACAUUAACAUCUAUGUUUGAUUUUAUACACAUUAAUAUUAGUCAAAGUGAUGUAUGCGCAUAGUAAUUUAUCGGGUAAUUCAGUACCUUAUGAGCACAUUGACUAAACUCACUUCUUUGAUACGGAGUAGUACGGUGAAAAUCCUCUAACGAAUUGGUCAACCUGUUACAAAUCAUACUGGGCCUAUCCGGCUUAUCUUAGCCCAAACAUUACUCUAGAAUUGGGCCUGGUUUUUCUUUCACUCUUUUGACGAACUUUGCCCAAAUUUAAUCAAGUACUCCGUAUUUUCUUUUUUCACAAUUUAAACUCACUGGACUGAAGUAACCGGCGAAACUUUUUCCGGCUAAAAAAUGAGAAUCGGUACCGCAGCGCUCUACUGCCGACGGCAACUCAAUUGUUUCCGGUAUUUUUCUUCUUCAUCCUCCGAACACAUCUCAUUCAUCAAAGAUGUAGCCGCAACUUGCAUCCCCGAGCGCUUGCCUAAUUUACUGAAUAUGCUUCAGACAAGAGGGGAUUCCAUUAUUUCACCUGAAGACAAGCAUGGGAUUUUCCCCCUUGCAAUACCCUUGUCGAAAAACAGCUCAGGUGCUAUGAUUUCUCUGUUAAGGUGGCCAACAGCACCAUCUGGGAUAGAUAUGCCGGUUGUGCAAGUCCAUAAGCAUGGUGUGUUUCCAUUAGCCAAGAAUGUUGACCAGUAUCUUCAUAGAAUGUUGGUUGAACAAGAUUCCAAUGGCCUUAAAGAUAGAAACAGAGAGCUGUUAAAUGUUUCUGCUAAUGCUGGAGAACUGUACACAGAGGGGAGCUUCAUAGGUUCACAAUUGCCAGACUUAGAUACCUAUCUUUUAAGGAAGGUUGGUGUUUUUCCUGAUGUUUUAGAACGCAAAAUUGACCAUGAACUUGAGAAAGGGAAUCAUGUUUCAGCUCUAGUAACAGGGGAGUUUUAUGCAAAGAAGCAGCACUUUCCUGGCUUUGGACGACCUGUUGCAUUCAAUGCACAAAUUUUGCUCAAGAUUGGACGCGAUUCAGAAGCUAAAGAUGCUGCAAGGGGUUCACUAAAGUUACCCUGGUGGACUUUGGGAUACAAAUACCAGGAAGUUGCUGAAAUAGCAAAAUGGAAAGACGAGCAAAUUUGUUAUGUUAAGAAAAAGUUGACUGAAGAAGGAAAGCGGCAGGAUCUGAACAGGGGAAAGGAGCUUGCUCAGAUUGCAUUGGAUCAAGCUGCAUUUUUGCUAGAUUUGGCUUCUGUCGAGGGUUGUUGGGAUGACUUUGUGGAUCGCAUUAGCGAAUGCUACAAAGAGGCUGGUCUCCCCGAAUUGGCAAGAUUUAUAUCAUUUAAAGGCUAAAUUUGAAGUGCAAAUGUCUUCGCCUCCCUGAUCAGAAGCUUGUAGUCUCAGAAGAGUGUAAAUCAACUUCGAGUUGCCUGGUAUCAGCAAUUUUGCAUCAUUAUUCUUCACCUUAGUUUGACAUGGUGUAACCUAUGCUAUUCAGACUCUUCAUUUUACCUCUAUGUGACGGAUCCUACACACUCGGACAUAUAUAGGACACUUCAACCCUUCAUUUUGGGUUAGAAUCAUUGAUUUUUUUCACAAAAUAGCUUAGUUGAACAAUUGGACAUGUAUCCGUGUCGGACAAGAGUACCCCGUGUCCUAAAUUAUGAUAACAUAGGGUGUAGCUUUAUCUGAAACUGCAAUGAUAAAACUCAUAGAAGUGAUUGUCUCAUUCAUGCAUAAUUGUUAUGGAAAAUACUUUAUGUUGUUCA